Neurospora tetraspora is the source of this 2422-nucleotide messenger RNA. Its product is annotated as iron-sulfur clusters transporter atm-1, mitochondrial. Gene Ontology annotation, molecular function: ABC-type transporter activity; ATP binding; ATP hydrolysis activity. NCBI's taxonomy places the organism in Eukaryota, Fungi, Ascomycota, Sordariomycetes, Sordariales, Sordariaceae. Gene Ontology annotation, biological process: transmembrane transport; intracellular iron ion homeostasis. Gene Ontology annotation, cellular component: mitochondrial inner membrane. The coding region runs from base 291 to 2414 and encodes 707 amino acids. The record is from RefSeq and is a predicted model, not a curated record. The transcript has a single exon.
CCACAAUCGCGACAUGGUGAAGCUCCAGAGCCUCGGCGGUUUGUCUGGCUGUAUCUUUCAAUACUUGUACAAUUCCUUUUGUCUCUUAUAUCUCCCUUACCGACCUGUCACCGACACCUCCCACCGCCUCCGCCACCCAUUGCCCAUCCCCGACCACCACGGCAUGGGCUCUCUAUAAGAGCUGGCGCGAAUUCCUCUCUCCGUCCAUUGACUUGGUCCGGCCGACUUAUACGGACACCACCACAACCCCUUGAGGAGCAGCCAAUGCUCCCGGGGCACACACAACAACCAUGGCGCCGUCUAUAAAGCUCAGCACCAUGGCUGCUACAAGCCUCCACAGAGCCCACGGCACCUCCGCCCUCCUCCGCGGCCCCCGUCUCUGGGCUCCCCGACUCUCCUCGAUCCACGCGACACCCACCAUCGCCAACCUCCGAGCUUCCUUUACCACAUCCUCCCCUCGUCUUGUCAAAGAUGAAGCGAAACCCGUCGUCCCCGCCGUACCCAAGGCCACCGGUCGAGGCCCCGUCGAUCCCCUCGCCGCCAUCGAUAAAACCGCGCAGGAACAGCGCAAGGCCGAUUGGGCCAUCAUGAAGGAGAUGUCCAAAUACCUAUGGCCCAAGGGCAGCUGGGGCGACAAGGCCCGAGUGCUGCUGGCUAUCAGCUUGCUGGUUGGUGGCAAGGUGCUCAACGUCCAGGUGCCCUUCUACUUCCGCGAGAUCGUCGACGCGCUCAACAUCGACUUUUCUACAACUGGUGGUUCCGUCACGGCCGUGGCUGGAAGCAUGAUUCUGGGUUAUGGUGCGGCUAGGAUAGGCGCUGUGGUUUCUCAAGAACUAAGAAAUGCCGUCUUCGCGUCGGUUGCGCAGAAGGCGAUUCGCAAGGUUGCCAAGAACACUUUUAUGCAUUUGCUGAAUCUGGAUCUGAGCUUCCAUCUGUCCAAGCAGACGGGUGGUUUGACCAGGGCUAUCGACCGUGGUACCAAGGGCAUCAGCUUCCUUUUGACCAGCAUGGUCUUUCACAUUGUCCCUACCGCUCUGGAAAUCUCCAUGGUCUGCGGUAUUUUGACCUACAACUUUGGCUGGGAGUAUGCCGCUCUUACUGCCCUGACCAUGGUCAGCUACACGGCCUUUACCAUUCUCACAACAGCCUGGCGCACAAAGUUCCGUCGCCAAGCCAACGCGGCAGAUAACAAGGCCUCUACCAUUGCCGUCGACUCCCUCAUUAACUACGAAGCUGUCAAGUACUUCAACAACGAAGCCUACGAGGUCGGCCGCUACGACAAAGCCCUCGCCCAAUACGAGAAGAACAGCAUCAAGGUCGCCACCUCUCUGGCGUUCCUCAACUCGGGACAAAACAUCAUCUUCUCCACCGCCUUGACGGCGAUGAUGUGGAUGGGCGCCCACGGGAUCGCCACCGGCAAGCUCACCAUCGGCGAUCUGGUCUUGAUCAACCAGCUCGUCUUCCAGCUGUCAGUCCCCCUGAACUUCCUGGGUUCCGUCUACCGCGAGUUGCGUCAGGCCCUCCUCGACAUGGAAACCCUCUUCAACCUCCAAAAAGUCAACGUGACCAUCACCGAGCAACCCAACGCCAAACCUUUGUCUCUCACCCGCGGCGGCGAGAUCAACUUCCAAAACGUCACCUUCGGCUACCACCCCGAGUCACCCAUCCUUCGCGAUUUGAGUCUUACCAUCCCCGCCGGCAAAAAGGUCGCCAUCGUCGGCCCCUCCGGCUGCGGCAAAUCCACGCUUCUUCGUCUCCUGUUCAGGUUUUACGACGUACAAAAGGGCACCAUCUCCAUCGACGACCAAGACAUCCGCUCCGUCACUUUGGAGUCCUUGAGGAAAGCGAUCGGCGUAGUACCGCAAGAUACCCCCCUCUUCAACGACACGGUCGAACAUAACAUCCGCUACGGCAACCUGUCUGCUUCGCCCGAGCAGGUCAUCGAAGCCGCUAAGCGCGCGCACAUCCACGAGAAGAUCAUUUCCUGGAGAGAUGGAUACAAUACCAAAGUCGGUGAGCGCGGAUUGAUGAUUUCCGGCGGCGAGAAGCAAAGACUUGCUGUCUCGCGUUUGAUUCUGAAAGACCCACCGCUUUUGUUCUUUGACGAGGCUACGAGUGCGCUGGAUACGCAUACCGAGCAGGCGUUGAUGGAGAAUAUCAAUGCCAUUCUCAAGGGACUUGGCCAAAAAGGAGAGAAGAAGACGAGUUUGUUUGUGGCGCACAGGUUGAGGACGAUUUAUGAUGCGGAUUUGAUCAUUGUUUUGAAGGAGGGACGGGUGGUGGAGCAGGGCACGCAUAGGGAGUUGAUGGAGACUAAUGGGGUUUAUGCGCAGUUGUGGAGGGCGCAGGAGAUGUUGAUGACUGCGGAGGGGGAGGUGAAGGGGGAGAAAGAGGUGGUUGAGAAGAAGGCGUAAUGAGUGGG